GUCCAUUGAAUCGCGCGGGCGGCCGGCGGCGAGCGCGGGGCUGCGCCGGGAUCGCUGCGCCCUCCGCCGCUGGCCUCUGCGACGCGCGCCGCUCGCCCGAGCCACCCGCCGCCGCGCCGGCUCCCCGCGCCGCUGCGCUCCUCGCCCCGCGCCUGCCCCCAGGAUGGUCCGCGCUAGGCACCAGCCGGGUGGGCUUUGCCUCCUGCUGCUGCUGCUCUGCCAGUUCAUGGAGGACCGCAGUGCCCAGGCUGGGAACUGCUGGCUCCGUCAAGCGAAGAACGGCCGCUGCCAGGUCCUGUACAAGACCGAACUGAGCAAGGAGGAGUGCUGCAGCACCGGCCGUCUGAGCACCUCGUGGACCGAGGAGGACGUGAAUGACAACACACUCUUCAAGUGGAUGAUUUUCAACGGGGGCGCCCCCAACUGCAUCCCCUGUAAAGAAACGUGUGAGAACGUGGACUGUGGACCUGGGAAAAAAUGCCGAAUGAACAAGAAGAACAAACCCCGCUGCGUCUGCGCCCCGGAUUGUUCCAACAUCACCUGGAAGGGUCCAGUCUGCGGGCUGGAUGGGAAAACCUACCGCAAUGAAUGUGCACUCCUAAAGGCAAGAUGUAAAGAGCAGCCAGAACUGGAAGUCCAGUACCAAGGCAGAUGUAAAAAGACUUGUCGGGAUGUUUUCUGUCCAGGCAGCUCCACAUGUGUGGUGGACCAGACCAAUAAUGCCUACUGUGUGACCUGUAAUCGGAUUUGCCCAGAGCCCGCUUCCUCUGAGCAAUAUCUCUGUGGGAAUGAUGGAGUCACCUACUCCAGUGCCUGCCACCUGAGAAAGGCUACCUGCCUGCUGGGCAGAUCUAUUGGAUUAGCCUACGAGGGAAAGUGUAUCAAAGCAAAGUCCUGUGAAGAUAUCCAGUGCACUGGUGGGAAAAAAUGUUUAUGGGAUUUCAAGGUUGGGAGAGGCCGGUGUUCCCUCUGUGAUGAGCUGUGCCCUGACAGUAAGUCGGAUGAGCCUGUCUGUGCCAGUGAUAAUGCCACUUAUGCCAGCGAGUGUGCCAUGAAGGAAGCUGCCUGCUCCUCAGGUGUGCUACUGGAAGUAAAGCACUCUGGAUCUUGCAACUGAAUCUGCCCGUAAAACCUGAGCCAUUGAUUCUUCAGAACUUUCUGCAGUUUUUGACUUCAUAGAUUAUGCUUUAAAAAAAUUUUUUUUAACUUAUUGCAUAACAGCAGAUGCCAAAAACAAAAAAAGCAUCUCACUGCAAGUCACAUAAAAAUGCAACGCUGUAAUAUGGCUGUAUCAGAGGGCUUUGAAAACAUACACUGAGCUGCUUCUGCGCUGUUGUUGUCCGUAUUUAAACAACAGCUCCCCUGUAUUCCCCCAUCUAGCCAUUUCGGAAGACACCGAGGAAGAGGAGGAAGAUGAAGACCAGGACUACAGCUUUCCUAUAUCUUCUAUUCUAGAGUGGUAAACUCUCUACAAGUGUUCAGUGUUGACAUAGCCUUUGUGCAAAAAAGAAAAAGAAAAAAGAAAAAUAUACUGUCCAUACUGUAAAUAAGUGUAUGCUUAUUUAUUUGGGGGGAAAACUAUACAUUAAAGGACCUUUGUCCUAAAGCUCUCUCCCAGGCCACCUUGUUACUCAUUGGACACGGAGAGGCAUUCAUUGUGAGGUCUACUGGAUGAGGCCCAUAGUUGAGACUUGUAGACAUUUAUUUAUACUGUGUCAUGUUUUAUAAUUUAUACAUAAAAUGUCUGGUUGACUGUAUACCUUGUUUUUGAAGAAAUUUAUUCGUGAAA
Messenger RNA from Pan troglodytes (chimpanzee), 1789 nucleotides. It is a transcript of the gene FST, whose product is annotated as follistatin. Gene Ontology annotation, cellular component: extracellular region. The record is from RefSeq and is a predicted model, not a curated record. Gene Ontology annotation, molecular function: protein binding. NCBI's taxonomy places the organism in Eukaryota, Metazoa, Chordata, Mammalia, Primates, Hominidae. The transcript is spliced from 6 exons. Gene Ontology annotation, biological process: cell differentiation; multicellular organism development. Bases 164 to 1117 code for a protein of 317 amino acids.